AAAAAGAAAGAAAGAAAGAAACACACAAAGAUACAGAGGGAAAGAAUGUAGUGAGAAAGUAGAGAGAUAAUAGGGAUCGCUUUUACGUCUACUUCUCUGUCUGUGUUAGCCCUCUCUCUUCUUUCUUUCUCUUCCUUCUUUGCUUGGGAGAAGCAAAGAAGAGAAGAGGCGAGAGGAGACAGCCGAGAAACAGAAACCCACCUGCCCCAGCAAGAAAUACGUUUUAUUUGAAAUUUUUUUGAAGCUUUGUACAGGAAAAUUAUUUUUAGAGCUUUUCUGCUGGCUUUAAGGGUCGGACUGGAGUUGGGUUUGGUUGCUUUUGAUUGAUUGUGGGUUUUCGGUGUUGGUCAAGAUGAUGGUGGCAAGCAGUUUUGAUCUUUGGAAAAAAGAUGUCUUCUUUCCUGCAGCUGAGGAGGUGCAAGAAUCAGUUGAUAUGUACGUUUCCUUUUGCUUUUCGUUGGUUUUGAUCAUAUUGGGUUAUAUCUUUCAUAGUGCUCUUAAGAUGUGUAAUUUGUUGGAGAUUUUUCAAUUAUGUGGUUGUGCUGCUGGUUUUGAGUUUCAAUUCAAUGGGGGAUUUUGGGUUCUGGUAUUUUUGGAAGAGUUCGAGAAAGCUGUCAGGUUGAGCUAUGGACAACGUGGUGAUGAUCAUACAACAGCUAGACAUAAACAAUUUAUUGCUGCCAUUGAAAAUCAAAUUUCUCAUGUUGAAACAGCAUUAAGGGAAUCAUUUAGUGUGGAAGGAAAGCAACCCCUUCGAUGGGUACACCUGGAUGAAGAAGAAUCUGAUGAUUUUGCUGCAUUUCUGUCUGGGACACCCCAGAGUAUGCUAUGUGCCAAAAAUGAAUAUGUAGAACUUGGACCUUCUGUGAAAAGCUCUGAGGAAAAUGACUUUAGAAGAAAAGACGUGGACCUUAAAUCUAAUGCUGCCUGCAGCAGAGACAUUUCUGAUGAAAUAAAGGGUGUUAAAGAUGUUAUUACUAUAUCUAAGAAUCCAAAUUUUGUCAUGGAAGUAAAGGGGAAAGAAAUCGCAGGAAUGAGGGAUGAUAUAAUUUAUGAUGCAGAUAGAACAACUAGUACAAGGAAGGCAUGCAGUUCACCAAAUUUUGGUGAGUUGAGGAUCAUAAUAGCUGACGAAGUUAAACACAGACAAAAACUAAUUCCGGGGUGCGAGGACACACCUAAAGAAAAAGGAUCCAAACUUGUCUUUUGGAAGCAAAGGUGUGCGCAAUUGCAUCAGGUAACAGCAGCAGUUAAUUUGUUCAACCAGCUGUUUGGUCGGGUCGGUGCAUCUCAGAAGCAAGUACAAAGUCCACAGAAACAAUGGCAAACACCACUACGCUUACAUAAUCGUUGUUCUGUUCAAGCUACCCUUGGUUUAAUGCUCACUGUUUUCCUGCUUGUACCGUUUGUAUUUUAUUCAAACUGAGAUAAAGUGGUACAUACACUGCAUCUGAUCAAGAUGAAAACUGAAAGGUAUUGAAGCUGUUUCUAAGGUGAGAAGAGUCUGAAAAGGGAAUGCUUGCGACUAACGUCGCCUUGGUUGUUGUCAAGGCUAUGGAAUAGGCCAAGCUGCCUCGCUUUUGAGUACUAGGAGAGGAAAAGGCGACGGGAAUGGGGUAGCCAUCCUUUUAGAUUUCCUGAUUCCAUUAAAUUGUAAAUGCAUUCAGGUAGCUUCUAAAACAUAAGAACAACAUUUGUAAGUGUAGACAUUCCACAAUCUCACUAAGCUUGAAACUUCGAUUAUGACAUUAUGGUAUGAUGCCAAUGGUGGACAUGGACUCAAAAAUCCAUGCCGAAGAUGUUCUGCCCACCUUACUUGUAAAGUCCUUUUUAGUGCAAGGAAUGAGCACAAAUAUAAUACAAAUGCAAUGUUGUGUGAUUCA
Messenger RNA from Prunus avium (sweet cherry), 1883 nucleotides. Lineage: Eukaryota; Viridiplantae; Streptophyta; Magnoliopsida; Rosales; Rosaceae. The record is from RefSeq and is a predicted model, not a curated record.